AUGCCAGUCCGUACUAAAGGCGGAAAAGGUCCAGGUAAAGGAGGUUCGAAGCCUCAUCGUAAGGUUCUACGUGAUAACAUCCAUGGCAUCACCAAACCGGCCAUAAGGAGACUUGCGCGUCGUGGUGGAGUUAAGCGCAUAUCCGGGCUUAUCCAUGAGGAGACUCGUGGCGUCCUCAAGGUCUUCCUCGAGAGUGUUAUUACGGCCGCGGUCGCCAAUACCGAGCACGCUGGACGUAGGACCGUGACGGCCCUGGAUGUGGUCUUUGCGUUGGAGAGGCAGGGGAAGACUCCAUACAGCUUGGAUGGUUAA
Molecule: messenger RNA, 312 nt
Organism: Perkinsus marinus ATCC 50983
Lineage: Eukaryota; Perkinsozoa; Perkinsida; Perkinsidae
Product: histone H4, putative
Exons: 1
Coding region: 1-312 (103 amino acids)
Biological process (GO): nucleosome assembly
Molecular function (GO): structural constituent of chromatin; protein heterodimerization activity; DNA binding
Source: RefSeq, a predicted model, not a curated record